CAUUUGCCGACCCUCUCCAGCGUACCACGCCAUCCCCCGCCACCUUCGGGAAGCCACAGCCCACACCUGUCCCCCGCCACCGCCGUGCGUCUCCGGUCUCCGGCGCCCAUCCCCAGUCCGCCAUGGCGCUCCUCCUCCCCCGCACGGCGCGGCUCGCGCUCCUCUCCGCCGGCCCGCGAGCCUACUCCUCCGCCGUCGGCGCGGCGGGAGCGGGAACAGCGGCGCCCGCGCCGUACGGCGGCGGGGCGCCCGCGCCGGCGUCGAUGCCGAAGGCCGCGGAGUUCGUGGUGUCCAAGGUGGACGACCUGAUAAACUGGGCGCGGCGGGGCUCGAUCUGGCCCAUGACGUUCGGCCUCGCCUGCUGCGCCGUGGAGAUGAUGCACGCCGGCGCCGCCCGCUACGACUUCGACCGCUUCGGCGUCAUCUUCCGCCCCUCCCCGCGCCAGUCCGACUGCAUGAUCGUCGCCGGCACGCUCACCAACAAGAUGGCGCCCGCGCUCCGCAAGGUUUAUGACCAGAUGCCAGAGCCUCGAUGGGUAAUCUCAAUGGGCAGUUGCGCCAACGGCGGUGGAUACUACCACUACUCAUAUUCCGUCGUCCGUGGGUGUGACCGGAUCGUCCCCGUGGACAUCUACGUCCCGGGAUGCCCUCCAACCGCUGAAGCUCUACUGUACGGCGUUCUCCAGUUGCAAAAGAAGAUCAACAGGCGUAAGGAUUUCCUUCACUGGUGGGAGAAGUGAGUCAACAAUUCGGACCACCUGAUUCAUGCAGUUCUUGUACAUAUCGCUCGGACUUUGUGUCCUUCCUUACUCUCUUUCUUCCUUCCUUUCUUUCUUUUCUGUUUGGUGAAAUAAGCGAAGCAUCUGCUUCGUGGUCAGCAAACAUGUGAUGGUAAUGGGUAAUUAAGUAUCUGGUGUGUCCUCUGUGGGUUCUUACCGUUCUUCACAGUUCAUGAACGUACUAGUGGUUGAACAGGUGAUGCUUAUGGUUACCCCAGUUUGUACUGGUAUUGUAUAACUGUGUAGCACAUGUGUUGGAACUGAUAUGCACUCUAUGGAAUUGUGACGAUGUA
Messenger RNA from Aegilops tauschii subsp. strangulata, 1072 nucleotides. RefSeq lists its product as uncharacterized. Gene Ontology annotation, molecular function: 4 iron, 4 sulfur cluster binding; quinone binding; NADH dehydrogenase (ubiquinone) activity. NCBI's taxonomy places the organism in Eukaryota, Viridiplantae, Streptophyta, Magnoliopsida, Poales, Poaceae. Gene Ontology annotation, cellular component: respiratory chain complex I. Gene Ontology annotation, biological process: electron transport coupled proton transport; aerobic respiration; mitochondrial respiratory chain complex I assembly. The record is from RefSeq and is a predicted model, not a curated record.